AUGGGGGAAAGAGCAGACAGUCCAGAUACUAAUCAAGAAAGAAAUUCAGACAAACACCAUUACUCUUACUGCGUAUCUGAUUGUGAAACUACACCACAGUCUUCUGACCAGUCUUCAGUGGUCAGCGCCUCUUCACCUACAAGUGUUAAGGAAAAAAAUCCUAAAAGGCACCUUUCAGAUAGCCAAGUGCCUCAGCAAGCCACCAGGAAAUCAAGCCCUAAAGGUCUACCAAACAGAAAGGGAGUUCGAGUGGGAUAUCGCUCCCAGAGCCUCAAUAGGGAACCUCUUCGGAAAGAUCCUGAUCUUAUUACAAAACGGGUUCUUUCUGCAAGACUGCUAAAAAUCAACGAAUUGCAGAAUGAAGUUACUGAACUCCAGGUCAAGUUAGCUGAGCUGCUAAAAGAAAAUAAGGCUUUGAAAAGACUCCAGUACAGACAGGAGAAAGCCCUGAAUAAGUUUGAAGAUACUGAAAAUGAAAUCUCACAACUUAUACUUCGACAUAACAGUGAGAUUACAGCACUCAAGGAACGCCUAAGAAAAUCUCAAGAGAAAGAACGGGCAACUGAGAAAAGGGUAAAAGAUACAGAAGGUGAACUAUUUAGGACAAAAUUUUCCUUAAAGAAAUUGAAAAAGAUCUCUGAAGCAAGGCACCUACCUGAACGAGAUGAUCUGGCAAAGAAACUAGUCUCAGCAGAAUUAAAAUUAGAUGACACUGAGAGAAGAAUUAAGGAACUAUCAAAAAACCUUGAACUGAGUACGAACAGUUUCCAACGGCAGUUGAUUGCUGAAAGGAAAAAGGCAUAUGAAGCUCAUGAUGAAAAUAAAGUUCUUCAAAUAGAGCUACAACGACUAUAUCAGAAACUAAAGGAAAAAGAGAGAGAGCUGGAUAUAAAAAAUAUAUAUUCUAAUCGUCUGCCAAAGUCCUCUCCAAAGAAAGAUAAAGAAUUUGCACUAAGAAAAAAUGCUGCAUGUCAGAGUGACUUCACAGACCAGUGUACAAAAGGAAUACAAACCAGUGAAGACUUUGAGCCGGAGGAAUUUCCUAUGACAACACAAGCAGUUAUGUGUUAUGAAAACAAAUGGGAAGAGCUUAAACAUCAUACUUCGGAUCUAGAAUUCCAAGAAAGAUAUAAGCGUGAAGAAGCUGAGAUUCUAAAUCCAAUUGAGGAAGGAGAAGAAAAAAUCAUAAAAGAACUUGAUGCUAUAAAACAGGAGGUUGAGACUCUGGAGAAUGAAUGGGUAAGAGAAGAACUUGAUACAAAGCGAAGAGAAAAUAUAUUUUUACUGACGAGAGAAGAGAAGCCAGAGUUGGAAAUCAGAAGAUACCAGAUGGAAAUUGGAAGAUAUCAAAUUCAAGAUACUGAUAAAUUGGCAGAGGAAGAAGAAGAAAGACUGAAGAAGGAAAUGCUGCUUGCUAAACUCAACGAGAUCAACCAAGAACUUGAAGAUUCUCGAAACCUAAAAUAUCCUUCUCUGCCAUUGCUACCUGAUUUUGAAUCAAAAGUAAAUUUCCCAGAGAAAAGUCCCAAAGCAUACAUGUUCUCUGAAUCCUCAGAGAGAUCAUUUAAUGGACAUCGAUUGCAAGACGUCAGCUUUUUAACUACAAAAGAAGAGAGCCAGAAUCCUAGAGGGACUAGAAGCCCAGCCUCUCCAAAUGAGUUUGCAUUUGGUAACUAUGUGCCUUCGUUUGCAAAAGCGUCAGGGAAGUCAAAUUUAUUUAGUCAAAAAAGUGGCCUUUUGGAGUUCCACAGUAACUCUAUAGACAGUGUAGACUUAAUGAAAAGGAAAGAAAAGAAAGCUAAUCUGAUGGAACAGCUAUUUGGUGCCAGUAGCAGCAGCACCAUUUCCUCUAAAAGCCCUGACCCCAAUUCACUUUCUGCCAACAGAGGAGACUUUGACCCUUUAAGUUUUCUUCCCAGGGAUAAAAGCAGCAGAAGCAAAGAACAAGAUGAAGAUGAUGACUUUUUCCUCAGUGAAGGAAGAAGUUUUCAUCCAAGUAGAAACAGAUUAAAACAUGCAAACAGUAGAGCAACAGUAAAAGCAGUUGAUUCUGUAGAAGAUGAAAUUGAAGAAGUAACACUGAGAUGA
Molecule: messenger RNA, 2088 nt
Organism: Chrysochloris asiatica (Cape golden mole)
Lineage: Eukaryota; Metazoa; Chordata; Mammalia; Afrosoricida; Chrysochloridae
Gene: LCA5
Product: Leber congenital amaurosis 5
Exons: 7
Coding region: 1-2088 (695 amino acids)
Biological process (GO): intraciliary transport
Cellular component (GO): axoneme
Source: RefSeq, a predicted model, not a curated record